GCGCUCGCCGCCGGGUCCGAGUGUGUGAGGCAGUCCCCUCCUCCGCGUAGGGCGCCCGCUCGCUUCGCCGCUCUCCCCGUCGGGAUUUCGGGGAUCACUGUUCUCCCGGUCGCCCCCCCCGGGACUCCCUGGGCGGUGGGGGACACGGAGGGCUCUCCCCGCCAUGGCCUUCACCUUCGCCGCUUUCUGCUACAUGUUGUCGCUGGUCCUCUGCGCAGCACUCAUCUUCUUCGCCAUCUGGCAUAUAAUUGCCUUUGAUGAACUCCGGACAGACUUCAAAAACCCAAUAGACCAGUGCAACCCAGUCCAUGCGAGAGAGCGCCUGAGAAAUAUUGAGCGUAUUUGCUUCCUCCUGCGAAAGCUGGUGUUGCCGGAGUACUCUAUUCAUAGUCUUUUCUGCAUAAUGUUUUUGUGCGCUCAGGAGUGGCUCACACUGGGGUUAAAUGUUCCUUUGCUUUUUUAUCACUUCUGGAGGUAUUUUCGUUGCCCAGCAGAUAGUUCAGAGCUAGCAUAUGAUCCACCUGCAGUCAUGAAUGCAGAUACCUUGAGUUACUGUCAGAAAGAGGCCUGGUGUAAGCUAGCUUUCUAUCUCCUUUCCUUCUUCUACUAUCUGUACUGCAUGAUCUACACUUUGGUGAGCUCUUAACUACAAGAUCAUCAUUAAAAACUGAAAACAACAAAGGCUUGGAGGUGCAAGGAUGAGUGAGCCAAGUGAUGCAUGAUUAAAAACAAACAAAAAAAAAAGCAAAGAGGAAAACGUUGAACCCAGGAAGUACACAGAAUACAUGAAAGAAAGACCCAGCGAGAACAAGCAGAGUACUAUGGGAGAAUGGCUGAGUUAACUGUGUUUAUCUCCUGUUUCUCAAUGUGUUGCAGUAAAUGACUUUCAAAACAAGCAAAACAAAAACUGCAACAAGGUGGGCUAAGUUACACAGCUAUUCACCUCUCCAGGGAUAAUGCUGCUUGGUUUAGUGGCUUCAUUAUAAACUAUAGUUCCUACUGUCUUCCAGGGAACAAAGAUGUUUUUUUUUUUCUUAAUGACUGCUGUGGACUGAAGAAGCAGAGGGCAAGAACAUCCUUUGCAGAAGGAACAGCUGUACAACACGUUGAGAAAAUGAGCACAGACUUGAGUGCAAAUAAGAUGUGUGACUGUUCUGCAGGGAUGUGCACAUGACGCUAAUCAAACAGGGAUGUCAGAUCGUGUGGAAUUGCUUCAGUGUUGGGGGUUUUUUCCACCCAUAGCAACAAUAACAAAAGAAUUUGCAGUUGCAGUGUUCUGCUUUCUAAUGAUAUUCUGCUCUUGUAGGUGAACAUCUGGUAUGUUCCUGUACUUCAUUUGUGAUGCACUAAUAACAUAGUGAUACGUAUAAGUAUUUUGGGUUUCACCUAAUCAUGCCAAACACUUACCAGAAUAGUGUUCCUCUGACCGGAGGAAAAAAUAAACAAGAGAAAGGUAAAAGCUGCAUAUAUGAAAGAGGAUUGUAACAUAGGUAUUAUAUUAAUCAAAAUGCUGGAUAACAAAAUACUGGACCAGCUACUUAUGGUCUGUAAUUCUGUUUUGCAUCUUUAUUUCUGCUGUCAAGUUUAAGCUGAAGCAAAUGUACAAAAUGUUUGUCUUGUAUGAGGUUCAUACUGAAAGAUGUUCAGGGUUUUUAUAAUUUAAAUGUUUUAAAAUUUUAUCAUGUAAUUGUCAUUUAAUUCUUACAUAUGGGCAGUAUAUCCUUAUAUAUAUGUACAUACAAAUACACAUUACAUAAAUACUCAAAACCUA
Messenger RNA from Pezoporus occidentalis (night parrot), 1771 nucleotides. It is a transcript of the gene CNIH3, whose product is annotated as cornichon family AMPA receptor auxiliary protein 3. NCBI's taxonomy places the organism in Eukaryota, Metazoa, Chordata, Aves, Psittaciformes, Psittacidae. Gene Ontology annotation, biological process: regulation of AMPA receptor activity; endoplasmic reticulum to Golgi vesicle-mediated transport. The transcript has 6 exons. The record is from RefSeq and is a predicted model, not a curated record. Gene Ontology annotation, cellular component: synapse; COPII-coated ER to Golgi transport vesicle; dendrite. Bases 164 to 646 code for a protein of 160 amino acids.